AUGUGGCUGUUUUGUACCCAGAUGAUUUGUCCCAAAUUGCAGUUCAUAGCCAUCGAUGGUCUGAGACUCCGGUACCAGACAAACGCCCGCAUUGUUUAUAAGUAUAUCUACUUUUGUCUCCCGUUUCGUGAUUUCGGUCACGAAUUGACGGACGGAUUGAACCCCACGUAUACUCAUUUGAUAUGCGGUCUCUUUGCCGAUCCCAGCGUUAGCUCCGGUGAUGACCACAAGCAGGCCAUCCAAACGCCUGUUUCCCUCUGCAUCAAAAUAUUAUUGAUUAUACAACGAGUGAAUAAUAGUAAACGACUCGACGGACAGGUAGUGGUCAUUACCGGCGGAAACACCGGUAUAGGGAAAGAGACAGCAUUUCAAUUGUCUCUGAGGGGCGCAAAAAUAAAACAGUACCAAUAUACAUUGGAUGUCGAGAUGAAACAAAAGCCCAGACAGCAAUCCGUGACAUCAAAGUCCGGAAUCCAAAGGCAAACAUAA
Molecule: messenger RNA, 489 nt
Organism: Medioppia subpectinata
Lineage: Eukaryota; Metazoa; Arthropoda; Arachnida; Sarcoptiformes; Oppiidae
Source: the annotation of a GenBank genome assembly